UUCCCAGCCCGCACGCUGUGUGUGUAAGAAAGGGAACCUUUUUCUAGGACAGAAGGGGCAUGGAGAGGCAGCAGCCAGAAAGGCAACUCCAAGUUGUGGAUGUUCUGGGGGCUCUUGAUUUAAAGCAGUUGGUCCUCUAGUUCCCAAAUCUGCUAGUUGGACCACUUUUCACCAUUCCGUUUUUUCAAAGAAUGCUCACAAGUGGGCUGGACAGGACAGGGUUGUGGGGCAGGCAGCAGAGAGAGGAGAUGGUGACCCUGCAGCCACCAAAGGUCCUCCCUUGAGACAAAGCCCGCCUCGCCCUGCCCUUCCCUGCACCCUACCCUGCCACAUUGCCUAAUGUCCGAGGGUGGGCCGACGCCUCCCUGACCAGCACAGCGUGAGGACGCUGAGGGCUGGCAAGGCCACCCUGGGCGCCCUCAUUUCUGCCCCGCUGGGGUUGGAAGGACCAGGAGGAGGCUAGCAGAGGAGGCUGGAGGCGACAGGACUCAGCUGGGAGAAGCAUAAUGGGGAGGGGGCCUGGAGAGCGCACUGAAUGGGUGGAUUUGUGAUUGGCAUUGACCCAAAGGGGAGGGGAUGGAGGGAGGGGCGGAAAGGGAAGGGGGCUGUUCGAAUCUGGUGGGAUGGGGCCAGGGCCAGGGCCUGACUCAGUGGAGGCGGGGAAGGGCUGAGGCUGGGUCUGGGAAAGACUGACCCAAAGGGACGAGACCAGGGAGGGGCGAAAUGUGUGUGUGUGUGUGUGUGUGUGUGUGUGUGUGUGGAGGGGGUGGGGGUGGGGGUCCUGUGAGCCUAGUUGGGGCAUUGGGAUGGCAAAUUAGGCGGGAGGGCUGGCCAGCGGGCAGGUCCGAGCCCUGUCCCAGGCUGGGGGGACGGGGAGGGGGGCUGUGUCCAUAUAAGGCCGGUCAGCGGCCCCUGCUCUCCCGGAGCAGCGCGGGCCGGGGCCGCCGCCUCCCCAUGACCGGGCGCAGCGACAUGGAGCCGCCCGCCGCGUUCUCGGGCUUCCCGGCGCUGCCCUCGGUCGCGCCGUCGGGGCCGCCGCCGUCGCCGCCCGCCGCCGCCGAGCCGGGCCCCGAGCCCGAGCCCGAGGAGGCGGCGGCGGGCCGCGGGGGGGCCGAGCCUGCGCCCGCGUCGGGCGCGGGACGGCGGCGGCGGCGGCCCCUGCAGCGCGGGAAGCCGCCCUACUCGUACAUCGCGCUCAUCGCCAUGGCGCUGGCGCACGCGCCGGGCCGCCGCCUCACGCUGGCCGCCAUCUACCGCUUCAUCACCGAGCGCUUCGCCUUCUACCGCGACAGCCCGCGCAAGUGGCAGAACAGCAUCCGCCACAACCUCACGCUCAACGACUGCUUCGUCAAGGUGCCCCGCGAGCCGGGCAACCCGGGCAAGGGCAACUACUGGACGCUCGACCCCGCGGCCGCCGACAUGUUCGACAACGGCAGCUUCCUGCGGCGCCGCAAGCGCUUCAAGCGCGCCGAGCUGCCCGCGCCCGCCGCCGGCCCGCCGCCCUGCCCCUACGCACCCUUCGCGCCCGCGCUGCCGCCGCCGCCGCCGCCCGCCGGGCCCGGGCCCGCGCGCCUCUUCAGCGUCGACAGCCUGGUGAGCCUGCCGCCCGAGCUGGCCGGCCUGGGCGCCCCCGAGCCGCCCUGCUGCGCCGCGCCCGACGCCGCCUUCCCGCCCUGCGCCGCCGCCGCCGCCGCGCCGCCGCUCUACCCGGCCGGCCCCGAGCGCCUGGGGCUGCCCCCCGCGCGCCCCGGCCCUGGCCCCGGCCCGCUGCCCGCCGAGCCGCUCCUGGCCCUGGCGGGGCCCGCCGCCGCGCUCGGGCCGCUCGGCCCCGGGGACGCCUACCUGCGGCCGCCGGGCUACGCGCCGGGGCUGGAGCGCUACCUGUGAGCCCAGCGCCCUGCGGGGCCCUCUCUCCGCCGGGACCGGGGCUGCCCCCGGGCUGGGCGCGCACCUGAGCUCCGCAUCCCUGCCUCUUGGACCCGGCGCGCCGGUGACAUCUUCUCUGUCCCUCAUCCCUGGGGAGACUCCCACCGUCUCUCCAUCGCACGGAACCCCCUGCCCCGAACCGGACUUGCGAGUCCCUCAUUUCUUCUCCCUCCACUGGGAGCCCCAAUCUGUGCACUCCCCCAGCGCUGUUAUGGGCCCCCUGUCCCACCACCAGUGAGCCCCCACCCCAGGUUUCUGGUAAAUUCCACACCUUCGCUCUCAAGCCUCUUCCUCGACGGGCUCCUUACUUCUUCAACCUUCCUUCGUGGUUUUUACAACAUAUUAGAAGUCAGACUCCCGGGUUGAUGACUCCCUUGCUGUCUUCCCUUCAUUUCCCCACGUGUUUGUUCGCUGCCCCUACCUACCUGUCUGCCCUUGGUGUCUUCCCGGGAGAGAGCUCUCCUUCCACACAGACACACCUGGCAGCACUCUGCCAGGCCCCGAGGACAGUUCUUCGAGAUUUCUGAGAAAAGCAGCACCAGGGGCUCCUGACUGAAAGGGGAGUCCGUAGGCUGCCCCACCAUCUGGAAAACUUAAAACUUAGUAGGUUAUUAUUUUUUUAAAUAAAGCUGGUCCAAUUAAAAAGAAAGAGGAAACCUUCCUCUGGGCUCAGUGUGCUGGCUGGUGACUUGGGGGUGGUCUGGGGAGGCAGUGGUGAGCUUAGUGCAGGAUCUUAGGUUGCCACGUGGGGUGAGCCCCCUGUGAGUUGUCAGGCAAAGGUUCAGGAAGUGGGAUUAGGAUGUGAUUAAGCCAUAGCUAUGCAGGGAGGAGGCCUCAUGAAAUGCCAUCACCUGCUGUGUCCCAGAGGCUGGUGGAGAUGAGGUGGGGUGUGCACGCGCGUGUGUUUGGGCAGUGGGUUUGUCUGCUCUGUGGGAUUCUUCCCAGCUCCCAGGGAUAAGGGAGCAUUGGACACUCCUCCAGCAGGUACUUACUGAAUGUGCCAAGCACUGUGCCAGGCACUGGGAACACAUCACUAAACAAAUGGGCAAGAUCCCUGCCUUCUGGAGCUUAGGGAUCCUUGGGGGAGAGACAUGGCCAACCAGUCCUCAGAGAGAUGGGAGAAGUGCUCAGAAGCCCUGCACUCAAAGUGUGGUCCACGGGCCUUCAACAUUACCCUUGAGCUUGCUAGAAAUGCAGGCUCUCAGGCUCCACCUCCAGCCCACUGAAUCAUCAGAUUCCUCAUUUUAACAAAAUCCCCAGGUAAUUAGCAUGCACAGUAUUCUGGAGGAAAGGCGCUGGGCCAAGGCUAGGGGCUCAAGUUAAAAGGCUCAAGCUCCCUACUUUAAGAAGUGGGACCAGGCUGCAGAGUCACACAUCCCCCUUUGCACUUCUGGAGCUCAACUCUGCCCCAUCAGCCAUGCCCCCUGUCUUACCUCCCCUGCUGGAUUGGGAGCUGGGGCAGCAGGGACUUGAGCUGAUUUAUGACUGUCCCCAGCACCAAGGACAGGGCAGCAGUGAGCAGAGACUCCGAAGUUGCAGUACGAGGGAGGGAGCUGGCCUUUGACCCUGUCCUGCUCUCCGGUGCUGACCCAAAGGCUAAGCGUCAGGCUUUCCAAGCUCCCUCGCCCGGGGGCUCCUGGUCUGUUAGGGCCUGGAUUAGUUGUAGCGAAGGGUGGGGGAGGGGAUCAGUGUGCCUUGAGCCUGGGGUGAUCAAGAUUUGCAUGUUGGACAGGCCAGAUGCACCUUUCUUAGAUACAGGAGUUUAAAGCUCUGGGGUGGUGGUGGAGGGUGAGGGUGGAGAAUGAGCAGCUUCUGGAGGAGAAAUGUGCCAGAAAUCUGAGCAAGAAGGGAAGGCCCUCUUUGGAGGUAGGGCUGUAGUGAUGCACAGUCUGGUGUGAAAUGCCCUGGAUGGACCCCCUCCCUGAGCUGUUAACCCCUGAAAAAGUCAGAUCUAAUUUGCCUGAUGCAUAGCAGCCCUUCACUUAAUAUUUGUUGACUGACUGAGUGAAUCCCCACAGUCUAAUAUUGUGCCUGACUUACUGAAUAAGGACUGGCUUAACAGUAUUUGGCACUUUCUUAUCCAUUCUCACUUGUGGACCUCACAGUGACCUGCAAAAGAGGCCACAGAGGUGAAAGAGGUGGAGGUGGAGGCGGUUUGCCCAUUCAUCCUAUGAGGAAAUUGCCCCUCCCUGGGGCCCAGCAGGGGCCAGAAGAUCCAGCCCUCAGUUCCUGAAGGAGUAAGUCUCUACAAAGAUCACAAAUGUUCCUCUGCUCCCAAAUGGUGUUACAGCUCCUCCUCCCGCCUCAGAGUACCUGUUGAUAAAUUCCUUCCUAAUCCAAGAAAUUUCCAGGGAAGGGGAUGACCCCUCUCCCUCCGCUGAAGCCAGGAAGUGCUUCUUGAGCUCUGAAUUCCAUUCUUGUCACCACCCUGCAGGUCUCUGUCCCUGGGAUCUUGGAACAGUGAGGUCAGGACGAGGUGGGAAAUGUCUGUAUGGAAAUUCUAGAAAUGUCAUUUCUGAAAUGGAAAACGAGUAAGAUUUUAUUUUAAAAAUGCCUCUUUAAUUUUCCCUAUUCCACAGCAUUGAGGGCGUACCGUGUGCCAGGUGUGUGCUGGGCUCUGAGGUCAGUGCAGAUACAAACCCGAGACUGUUCUUGCCCUUACAGAGUCCAUUGUCUGGAAAGCUAUGUGUGGUAGAGUGCCCCAAGAAUUGUGACACUUUGGUAGAUGCUGAAAAAAACAAAAAACAGCCUUAAUCCAACUCUGUCUUUAAAAAGCACCAAGCACUUUUUAUCUAGAAGAGAGAUUUCAAUAUUAUUGCCCUGCUCCCCUUUUUGCAGAAAAUAAUCUGAAUAGAGACUUGAGAACUGUUAAGUAAAUACUUCCCCUUCAUUCUUGUAGAAACCUAGAAGUCAUCUUUAAUCUGCAGACACACUUUUAACAAUUAAUUUUUGAUCUUAUUAAAUUGAAACAAGCAGAUAAUCUAACAAGUCAAAUAGCAAACGCCUUUACUGGUGUCCUGCCCCACUCUCGGGACCUCUGCUUUGUUCAAUUCAUAUUUGUCUCCUUUGGAAUAUACUUCCACAUUCCCACGUUUAUACUCCUCUCUCUUGAGACAGUAAUGAUUAACUUUCUAUUAUGAUAGAUGAUCAGUGACCUUUAAAAUUUCUCUCUCUUCCCAUCCCCACCCACAUUACCAACUUCUGGUUAAAUUAGUUUUUAGCAUUUACGUUAUUCUUACUAUAUAAAUAUUUUUCUCUGAUAAGCUACUAGUGUACCAUGACUAUCAGGUUUUGUUUUGUUUUUUUGGUGCAACUCUUGAUUUUGCCUGGAGUCAAUGCCAUGUUUUUUCAUUUGCUUAGCUUUCUUUGUAUUCAUGGCUAAAUCUUCCUGUAUCUUCCAAUAGCUGUGGUACGAUUGUCCACGAGGUCAAACGUACUAGGAAAUCUGUCAUUGCUUUUGGUUGCUGUGUUUUUCCUUUCCCGGGGGCAUCUCUCCCAGAGCCCGCUGUCCUCCAGCUCCGGUCUGGGCUGAUUGCUCUCCGUGUCUGCUGCACAGAUGUGGACCUGAAAUUUCCACUCACUCUCUCUUUUGGAAUUCCCUCCAUCUCUCUCCUGUCUUGGAUCCUUUGCUUCCAUAUCUUCCUUUCUCUUGCUUUGUUUCUUUGUUUCAGUCGAGGUAAAUUUGGGGGAAAAUUUUGCACAUCUGAAAUUAAGGUGAUUAUUUUAGUGUGAGGAGCUAAGUGUACACUUUGAUAACGAAAUGGUUAAGGCGAAGCUGUGUUUUAUAGUCUUUUAUUUUGGGAGGUUGAGGAAGAGGGGAAUGGGAGAUUGUUUCCUGGGUUCAGUAUGCACUGCCUACUGGGAAACUGAAGGUGCCUCAUUGUUAUGGAAAUGAGGGAUGUGAGUUUUGGCAGGAAGGUUAAGGAGGGAAAGGUUUGGAGUUCCUUAGAGGAAUAGGGAGUUCUUUAUUGGUGUGCUGAGGGGGCUGCUUCCUGACUUAGGGGGACCUGGAACACUGGAAGGAUGGCUUUGGGCCCAGGAUGGUGCUGAGCUGGUUAGAGGGCCUGUGGGACCUGGCUCAAGAAAGAGGCCAACAUCACCCUGGCACAUGGAAAAUUGAGUACACAGGAAAGUGGCAUCCUUGGCAGGGACACAGGCAAGCAUAUCAACAAAGCUCCUUCAGGCAAUUUUCAGGGCUGUGGGCCUCACCUGGGAAGGCAGAAGGACAAAUGCACAACGUGGAGACCCUCUGCUGUAGUGACUGGCGUGGUUUUAAGCCCAGGUGAGGUCCUUCUUUGGAA
This is a messenger RNA of Equus caballus (horse), 6227 nucleotides long. NCBI's taxonomy places the organism in Eukaryota, Metazoa, Chordata, Mammalia, Perissodactyla, Equidae. The record is from RefSeq and is a predicted model, not a curated record.